UCAAUUUCUCUACAGAUACUAAUAGUCUGCAAUCUGUAGGACCACCAUCCAUAGUGAUACUGUUUUGAAGUUCCUUUUCAUUAAUUCAUUCAGUCAUCAAGUCUGCCGUCGUCGUCGAAGAGGACAGUUCUAGCCUAUUUCGUCAAGAUGCAAGCCUCAGUCAGGAACUUGUGCCCCAUGAUUAGGUGGUCUGUGAACAUAAGCAGGACCAUAACAUCUUCCUCAGUAGCAUUGAACAAGGCCAAUGAAAGCAAUCUAGAUCCUAUUCAGAAAUUGUACCUAGAGAAAGUAAGGGCAUAUGCAAAAAAAAGCAAAGCAAGUAGUGGUGCAAUGGUUGAUCCCAAUCCACAAAUUUUGAAGGAGAUUGAGCAGGAAACAAUAAAGUUGAACAGGUUAUAUGGUGGUGGUGAUAUGACUCAGUUCCCAGAAUUUCAAUUUAAUGAGAUAAAUUUUGAAGAGAAGUGAUUUUCUGUGUGUAGUGGGUCGAUGUCAGUGAUCAAGCAACAAGCUGAUUGAUGUGUUAAAAAUCAACAAGAAUUAGAAACAGUAUGCACAACUUCAUCAAAACCAAAUUUAAUCCUAGCUGCGAUCAGAACUCGAUUACAGAUCAACUUUAGCUGAGCCGCUUGUUUACUUUAUUUAGAUUUGAAGCUCAGAAUAACACAAUUCAUGAACUUCGUUUCUGAGAGUUUUUGUCUUGAUAUAAAUACAAGUGUUGCUAUUGUUUAUGUUUGCGAAAUGAAGAGUGAUUAAAGUAUAUCAAGUAUA
Molecule: messenger RNA, 768 nt
Organism: Anneissia japonica
Lineage: Eukaryota; Metazoa; Echinodermata; Crinoidea; Comatulida; Comatulidae
Product: ATP synthase-coupling factor 6, mitochondrial-like
Exons: 4
Coding region: 148-465 (105 amino acids)
Biological process (GO): proton motive force-driven ATP synthesis
Molecular function (GO): proton transmembrane transporter activity
Source: RefSeq, a predicted model, not a curated record